Pteronotus mesoamericanus is the source of this 1887-nucleotide messenger RNA. RefSeq names its product zinc finger protein 140 (gene ZNF140). The transcript is spliced from 6 exons. NCBI's taxonomy places the organism in Eukaryota, Metazoa, Chordata, Mammalia, Chiroptera, Mormoopidae. The coding region runs from base 399 to 1853 and encodes 484 amino acids. Gene Ontology annotation, biological process: regulation of DNA-templated transcription. The record is from RefSeq and is a predicted model, not a curated record.
GAGCCUUCCCCCCGCCCCCCCCGCCGCAGUUUUCUGGGGCCCAGGUGGUGAAUCGGUGCGAGCAGUCGUCUAGGACCCGCACAUUGUCUCUGGCGCCGUGGUCGGAGGUGGUGGGUGUUCUGACAGUUGUAGUGUGCGAAAGGAGCCUUCCUCCCACGCGCGCUGAGGCCGCGGUGGACCCUGGGGAGUGCAGUUGUCUGGAGCCAGCGGCCUGGUCCGCGGGUUCGGUCACUGAGGCUCCGGAAGCCGCCGUUUUCGCUCCCGACGCAGACCUGAGAGUUUGGGAUUCUUGGGCCGGAGCUCUCCCACUCCACGCUGCGUUGUUCUCGGCCCUGCAGUGAGCCAUGUCUCAGCUAUUUCUUCAGGAAUGGAGACGAGUGUGAUAAACAUGAGAAUGCAUGCAUCGUUUCAAGAGUACGGCUGCUAUCUGCUACAGCCAGUUAUCAAGAAGAAAUUCUUGCCAAAUCAUGGGCUCAGUGACAUUCAGAGAUGUGGCUAUAGACUUCUCCCAGGAGGAGUGGGAAUGGCUUCAGCCUGCUCAACGAGACUUGUACAGACACGUCAUGCUGGAGAACUACAGCCACCUGGUCUCACUGGCAGGUGUUACUAUAUCCAAGCCAGACGUGGUGUCCUUGUUGGAGCAAGGGAAAGAGCCCUGGCUCGGGAAAGAUGUGAGAACAGAUUUAUUUUCAGAGUCAAAUGGUGUGGUCACAGGGUUUUCUCCAAAAAGUGUUAUAUAUGAAGAUGACUCAUCCCAGUAUUUGAUAAAGGAGAGGAUUCUGAGCCACAACCCUGAACAUUCCUGUUUUAAAGGGAGCUGGAAAUGCGAGGAUGUUACUGAGAUGCUGCAAAGAAAUCAGGGAUGUAUCAGGCAAGUGACAGUCUCUCAUCAAGAAGCUCUGUCUCAACCUAGUAUCAAUGCUAUGGAGAGGCCCUAUGGGUGUCACGAAUGUGGAAAAACUUUCAAUCGGCGUUUUUCCCUGGUGUUACAUCAGAGAACUCACACUGGAGAGAAACCAUAUGUAUGUAAGGAAUGUGGCAAAACCUUUAGUCAGAUCUCAAAUCUUGUGAAACAUCAGAUGAUACAUACUGGAAAGAAACCCCAUGAAUGUAAAGACUGUAGUAAAACAUUCAGUUACCUUUCAUUCCUCAUUGAACACCAGAGGACACAUACUGGGGAGAAACCCUAUGAAUGUACUGAAUGUGGGAAGGCCUUUAGCCGUGCCUCAAACCUCACCCGACAUCAGAGAAUUCACAUAGGAAAGAAACAAUAUAUGUGUAGGAAAUGUGGGAAAGCCUUUAGCAGUGGCUCAGAACUCAUUCGUCAUCAGAUCACACACACUGGAGAGAAACCUUACGAAUGCAUUGAAUGUGGGAAGUCAUUUCGCCGUUCUUCACACCUUACUCGGCAUCAGAGCAUUCACACUACCAAAACCCCCUAUGAAUGUAACGACUGUAGGAAAGCCUUCCGUUGCCACUCAUUCCUUAUUAAGCAUCAGAGAAUUCACACUGGAGAAAAGCUCUAUGAGUGUCAUGAAUGUGGUAAAGUUUUCACAUGGCAUGCAUCCCUUGUACAGCAUAUGAAAAUUCAUACUGGAGAGAAACCUUAUGCAUGUACUGAAUGUGACAAAACCUUUAGUCGGAGCUUCUCCCUCAUUCUACAUCAAAUAACUCAUACUGGGGAGAAGCCCUAUGUAUGUAAGAUAUGCAAUAAAUCCUUCAGCUGGAGUUCAAACCUUGCUAAACAUCAGAGAACACACACUCUAGAGAACCCCUAUGAAUAUGAAAAUUCAUUUAAUUACCACUCAUUCCUUACUGAACACCACGGAAUUCACACUGUUGAGAAAACCUAAAAAUGUAUGGAUUUAAAAACGUAGGAGCUAACGC